This is a messenger RNA of Anolis carolinensis (green anole), 6728 nucleotides long. RefSeq names its product transmembrane protein 80 (gene tmem80). NCBI's taxonomy places the organism in Eukaryota, Metazoa, Chordata, Lepidosauria, Squamata, Anolidae. Gene Ontology annotation, cellular component: ciliary transition zone. Bases 3199 to 3636 code for a protein of 145 amino acids. The record is from RefSeq and is a predicted model, not a curated record. The transcript is spliced from 4 exons. Gene Ontology annotation, biological process: non-motile cilium assembly.
UCGGGCACUGCUUGUGACCAUGGCAACAGCCCAACAAAGCAAUUAAACCCCGCAUUUUUAAUUCUUAAUUACAUUCCUCCGAGAAUGAAAUAAAGGAGAGGGAUGGGUAUAGCAUUACAGUGUUAACCGUAGUAUAUUUAGGCAAUAGAGCUUGUGGCGAAAAAAAUAAAAACUAUCUGUGACUCUGCAGGUGGGGGGAUUCUGGGAGCUGUAUUUUCAACUUUUUCAAGAUCAGAUAAUUUACUGAAAUUAUACUGGGAUCUUGUGGCAUCUUUGAAACUGUAACAGGGUUUCCCAAAGUCUUUUAGACUUCAGCUCUCAGAAUCCUUGAUUAUUCUAUCACCAAUGUGUCCCCCAUAGUUUUGUAUGUGAAUGAGAUUUUUCCCUUAUGGUUGUAGCAGUGUUCUAGAAUGGAAACACCCCCCCCCCCCUCCCCAAUGCAUAGCACAUGAUCCAGCCUAGACAAAGUGGGCCCAUUUUGCACUUCACACUUAACAAUGGAACACUGUAGCUGCCAUGGCAGCAUACUCCAAAGUCCUAGAAUUUAUAGUUUAGGGAGGGAUGUUAAAAAGUUCUCAACCAGAAAGUAACCAAACUACAAACGCCAGGAUUCCAUAGGAGUCAACAUAAAGUUAGAACUGAGCUACAUCUUCAUAGGCAAAACAGAAAUUUGUUCAUUGAACAGAGAACUCCUUAAACUCUUGACAAAAGACAAAAUAUACAUUUUUCAUCACUUGUAUAACUGCACGGAUUGUAUGCAGGUUUCUAUGCAAUGGUGAAAAACUGGUUGCCUAUAGAAGCUUGUGCUAAACAUUGUAUUUCCAGUAUUAGUAGCAUUGCUUUGGUUGCAUCACUUCAAAGCCACUAUCCCAUUUUUAAGCAGCAUUGAACUCACAGGACUUACAAUAGGUUUACUUUCAAACAGGAUUGCAGUGUUUGUCUGGCAAUUUCGUUAUGAAAUCAAAAUCUUUUGAGAUCUGUAAAAACACUACAGUAAAUACUGUGGUUAUUCUUUUUUUCUAACAUGAUCUGUGACUACAUAAUCCUAUAUAAUCUUGGUUGGAGGAUUGCAAGUGGAUUUCCGAAUAGGAUAAGGGAUUUUAAAAUCACUUCCUUGGUGUAAUGCUACAUUUUCCCCUACCUGGCCUCACUGCAUUCUUCUUCUUCAUUAUUGAUAAUUACUCCUAUUGGUAUUCUAGAUCUCAUUAUUUUCAUCAAAAGGCAGCAUUAUUGAAAUAAAUUCAGAAAUAAAAUUCACAAGGAUAUAGCCGUCCACAAAGAUGAACUUAAAAAUAUUCAUAUUCAUCCUGGACUAGAUUACUGAACUAGAUUGAGUAAUUUGGCAGGACCUUUUUUAUGUAUGAUCUGGCUGGUAUGCUUUGGGUCUCAAUAGCGAAGAGUAUUCCUUCAAAAACAGCUUCAACUAAAGAUAGUCUUUCUCCUCUGAAAUAAUGCCUGGAGGAGGUAAUGGGCUGGAUGAGGAAAAACAAAUUGAAGCUGAAUCCAGACAAAACAGAGGUGCUUGCUAUCAAGGGUCCUAAUCUAGGGAUGGAUGUGCGUGUCAACCAGUUCUGAAUGGAAUUACACUCCACCUGAAAGACUGUGUUCACAGCUUGGGUCUGCUCCUGGAUCCGUCUCUCCAAAUGUCAGCCCAGGUAGAUGCGACAGUCAGGAGUACUUACUAUCAGCUUCGGCUGAUACUCCAGCUGUGCCCCUUCCUAGAUUUGGAGGACUUUAAGAUAUUAGUGCACGCACUGGUAAUCUCAAGGUUGGACUUCUACAAUGCACUUUACAUUGGGCUACCUUUAUAUCAAGUUUGGAAACUCCAGCUGGUUCAAAAUAUGGCAGCCAGACUAUUUACAGGAACAUCUUGGAGUGAGCAUAUUACACAUAUCCUCAAGUCACUCUACUGGCUGCCAAUUAGUUUCUGGGCAAAGGUAUUGGUUUUGAGCUUUAAAGCCCUACAUUAUUUUUGUCCAGGUUACCUAAUGGAUCACCUCCUGUACAAUCGGCCCUGAACACCAAGGUCAUUUGGGGGGCAGUUACUCCAGCCUGCCAGAACCCAACUGGUAGCUGUCACUCAGAGGACCUUUUCAUCAGCCACCCCACAAUUAUGGAACGACCUGCCAGAAGAGCUCCGACAGCUAAAUGAGCUGUCGGAAUUUAAAAACCAUCUGGCAGGCCUACUUCAACAGUUUUUAACAUAUAUUUUAAACAUGUGUCCUUUGUUUAUGUUUUGUGUAUUUUAAUAUGUAUUUUAUAGAAAUAUGUUUUAAUAUGUAUAUUUUAUAGAAAUAUAUUUUAAUAUGUGUAUUGUGAUAUUUUUACAAUGUUCAUGUGUUUUAAUAAUUCUGUAACCUACAAGGAGAGGCAGGUAAGAAAUAAUAAUAAUAAUAAUAAUAAUAAUAAUAAUAAUAAUAAUAAUAAUAAUUGAACGCAAAAUAUAUAGGCAUACUGCAGUUCCAUUAUGCAGUCAUGCCAACCUGUUAGCAAUUGUUUCUGUAGAAAGGGACUGAGAGCCAGUGAGGUGUAGCGGUUUGUGCAUUGGACUUCAACUCAGGAAACCAAAGUUCAAAUCCCUGCUUGGCCAUGGAAACCUGCAGGGUGACCUUGAGCAAGUCAUACUCUGUCAGCCACAGAGAAAGGUAAAGGCAGGAAAGGGACUGCAUUUAAAAGUAUGCUUUAUUUCAAGAUUAUUUGGGGGGGGGGGAGCAUUAUGAGCUGUUCUGAAAUAAAUAGCAAGCUUGAAAAUCAUAUUACAGUUCAUUCACUAGAGGGGGACAGAUAACUAUAUAUGUAACUAUUAUUUUUGAAGUGUUUUAUAGGUACCGUAUUUAAAAUAUAUGUAAAUGAUGGAUAUGCCUAAUCAUUACUACUGAAUCCUUGUUUUCUUGCUUAAUUCUCCUACUUCAGUUGAUUUAAUUGCUCAAGUACAGUCUGAUUAUUGAUGUAGUUUCUGAAUUACACCAUUAUUUUUAGAAUGAAUGAGGGCAGUAUAAAAUAAAUCUCUCAGAAUUGUUUCUCAUGGUAGGAGCGUUGGAGUGGGGUGUCUGUUCAAAUUUGCAAUUGUAGCAGCUUGAGUUCGCCCUGAAAGGAAAUACAGCUCCCCUAAAAAGGAAAAGAAGAAAACUCUUUGUUUCCUAAUAUAUAUCAAAUCAUUUUUAUGGUUCUAAUUGUAACGUAAAAGUAUAUUUUUUGAUGCACGUUAUUUUUGUUUUGUUCACAGGAAGAACAUCAUCUGUUUUGUCAUCUGUUCCCUUACAGAUUCUUUUCUAUUUAAAUGGAGUGUAUUAUAUAUUUUAUUUCUUUGCAGCCUUGCUGAUGAUUAUUUAUAAAAGUCAAGUUUUUACUUAUCCAGAUAAUUUCUUGACUCUUGAUCUCAUACUGCUGUUUAUUAUGGCGCUUCUAGAAACAAUCCGGCUUUAUUUUGGUACUAAAGGGAACCUGACAGAAGAUGAGGCUCCCCUUGGGUUCAGUCUUGUGAUUACUGCUGGCUGCGUAAUUCUGUCUGUCUAUUUUUUAGCAUUGCAAACUUAUGUCCUCAAGGCAGAUGUCAUUAUUAAUGUUGUGCUCCUUGUUAUAUAUGGACUGGAAGGAAUUCUGCAAAUCAUAGCUAUUGCAGCAUUUGUCAGCUAAAUCAUGUUGCUACCUGUGUUACACCUGUCACAUGUGUGUAUGUGUAACAUAUUCCUCAAAAAGAAGGAACACACACCUUUAAAAUGAUGGCCUUUCAAACAUUCAUGAGUAUUCUCAGGUUCAAAAUGUGUCUUCAUGAAGUAGUGCUGAAUUUUUUAUGCUGAAUUUUUAUACUAAAAAAGGUUAGCAUUUUAUAUUAUAGUGAUGGAUGGAUGCAUUGGAAUUUAGGAUUAAAUGUUUGUACUCAACUUAAAGUUGUUCCACAUUUUUUGUGGCAGAACAAUUUUGUUGCUUGCCUAAAACAUGUCCUUGGUAAGCACCUUUAUGUCUCAUUGAAAGAGGUAUUUUUGUAAAAGCAAACAUGCUGUGCAUGUCCCCUGUAUGUGUACUAACUACAUAAUUAUAAGUAGUGAUCUUCCCUUUGAAUAUUAGGGGUGUCAUUGGGCAGUUCUCAGAGAACAGGCAGAUGUGGUCACUGGCAUUCAUGUGACUGAACAUAACAUGCUCUCAGUAUAGUAUGCAUUAUCCUUAAGAAUAAAUUUAAUUUUAGGCCAGGAUCAUACAUUCUGCAUAUCUCCAAAGUGAUUUCACAUUCCAUUGGGCUUACAUUGGAAGAGUCAUGCAUUCAUGUAUUAACAAAUGCAUAUUAAUAGAAUCUUGUUUUUAAAUUACUUCGAAACUGUUUUCGUAACUGUAAAUUCAUUGGCUAUUAGACCUAGUUAGAGCAGUGGACUUUACUAAAGGGAACUUUUGAUUACCACGAUUCUUCACUUGGUUGCAGCCGUCUCAAAGGCUUGGCUCAGACAGGAAUUAGCCUUGUGUUUCCUCAUAUAUUCUAGUUACUCCCUUCCUUUCUUGUUGCAUAUGUGCCAGACAAACUAUGAUUUGUGCUUAUAAUUGUGUACAAACCAGGAUUGAAAACCAUAAUUCCAUUUUACCUCCAAUUAUGGUUUUCAGGAGCCAUACAUAGUUCAGAUGCUUUUAAAAAGAGAAAUUCAAAGGGGCACAAGAAAAAAAAUAUUUGGCAUUAUAUCCAAAUGAAGCAAGUCACAAUCCUACUGUCUGAAUUCCUCUGUUCCUUUUCAAGGGAAAGAUUGUCCUCAUGUGUCCAUUUCCAUAAUUAUUGCAAACCAGUACAAGCUACUCAGGUUUGAUUACAGAGUAUUUAAGUGACAGUUACAUUGUUUUCUAUGUACGAUAAUUUACCUAAGUUUAAUUUCGAAUAGAUUAAUUUUGAACAAUAUAUCCUCUGGAUAAAAUUUCUGGAGUCUUGAUUUUGCCAUUGGCAUGUUUCAAACUUGCUUCUGAUACAAGAACUGCAUCCUGUUGUUUUAAUUAGAAAGAGUGGUUCUAGAUACUUCAUUACAAAUUUAUCUCUCCUAUAAGUUUUGGGAAGAUGAAUUGCAAGUACUCUCGGAAGAUUGCAGUAUUCUGUAUUUUUGCACUCAUUUUUAUAUGUCAGCUUUACUCUAAUAUUUAAUAUUUUCUACUACAGGUUUUGGCUUUCGAAUAAAGUGUUUAAUGGCAUUUGUUUUUUUAAACAAAGCACCAAAUAACAUUUAAAAUAAAACCGUGUUGUAUAUGCAAUUUGUUUUUGUAAAACACACAGGCAUGCACUCAUACCCCCAUAGGUCAAGGUGUACUACUCUUAUGGUUUGCCUAAAAGAUAGGUGGAAAAACACAUGGCAACUAAAGGUACCCAUGAAACCAUAUAGGUAUGCCUUUUCAACUUAAACGUGAUAUACCCAAGUAUUAUCAUUCAUUUUGAUUGAAACAAAUAAUCAGUAAAGAUAAAGAUAAAGACAAGCAAUAGGUUCAGAUAGAAUUGAUGUCAGAUCCAGAUCUUAAAUGAGUUUUCCUAAAUGUUAACAGAAAGAUCAUUGGCAUCUCUGAUAACCCAUUUUUAAAUAUUUGACUAUCUGGAGCAAAUGGAGAAAACAGUUACACCUGAAAACGUCCCCUCCAAUACCUGUCAUCAUACAUCCUUUGUUUUAUCAUGAGGAUAAAAAAGCUCAGCUUGAUGACUGGGAAGGAGCAGGGCUAUGCAGGUUAUUAAUUUCUUGCCCCAAAAUUAAUGCCUAACCGGGGAACAAAUGUUAGAUAAGCUUCCAUGUGCUAUGGUUCCAAAUUCAUCAAAUAUUACAUUAAAAAAUAAAGUCAAAGGCCUCUUCUACACAGCUAUAUAAAAUCCACAUUAUCUGCUUUGAGGUGGAGUAUAUGGCAGUGUAGACUAAGAUAAUCCAGUUCAGAUAAUGUGUCUUUGAUAACCUGGAUUAUCUGGCAAUGUGGAAGGGCCCAUAAUCAGACAGGAUCAUUCCCCUCUUACCCUUUUUGAAUCUUUAAUUAAGGUGUACAUUUUUCAAUCUAGAGGUUUGGUUUCUAUCAUAUAUUCAUUAUUAUUUCCUACUACUAAGCCUAAAAUGUACAGCUUAAAACUUCAAUGGGAACAUGAUUUAGGGCACACCAUCACUGAUGAUGACUAGAUAGAGUUAGAAAUCAAAACUUCUUCAAUCCAUUUCAGCAUAUUCUAAGGAGACAACUUUGUAAAUGUAUGCAACGCAAUAAAGAUAAAUCCAAAUUACCAAAAAUAAAUUUCUGCAGUGCCGAAGGGGGACUGAUUGAGCAGGAAUCUGCAUGCAUAUGUGGCGGGAUGAUGUAGUUGUCUUAGCAUUCUGGCGGGAUAUCUUUCAAAAAAUAGGUAACAUUACCAACCAACCUUUUUUUUCCAGACUUGGCAUUAUUGAACAUUUUCUCUGAUUCUAAUAUUUAGUUAUUACAUAAGGACCUAAUAACAUUUUAGCUGCUAGAGUCUAGACAGUUAAUACAACAGUAGAAAUCUGAAAAUGCAUUGAAUAUCACUUCAAGAAUAUGGGACUUAGCUGUUUCAGAAAAGUUGUCACAAAGAGUAAAGGAACUGAAUAAGGAUACUGACAUAAAUAAAUUUAGUUAUUUGGAAAACCAAAUACCAUAUGUUGUAUUAUUGCAUUGCAAUGGUAUACGUUUAUAUAUAAAAUGUGUUGUUUUUAUAAAUUAUGUUUUAUGUUAAUUUUUUUCAAUAAAAGUUUAAACAAAAAAACAAACAAACCUUGAAA